Tilletiopsis washingtonensis is the source of this 1061-nucleotide messenger RNA. RefSeq lists its product as hypothetical. The coding region runs from base 87 to 695 and encodes 202 amino acids. Lineage: Eukaryota; Fungi; Basidiomycota; Exobasidiomycetes; Entylomatales. The transcript has a single exon. The record is from RefSeq and is a predicted model, not a curated record.
CCCUCACUUGUCCAUACUCGCGCUCCCUGCUCGCUCUUCCGCUCUCUACGCGCGCGUGGCAGCUUCAUGUGCCCGGCGCACCUUCAAUGAGCGCACAGCUCGCCUUGCCGCGUCUCCGGCGGCCUCACCUUCGCUGUCUCUCCCAUGCCGCUUCGAGCGCCUCCACUUGCACCCUGCUCCACUCCGCCGCCUCAACAUGCGUGCUUCGACGCCGUCGACGCACAGGCGCCACUGCACAGCGCGAGAUGCAUGUCUCCACGGCUGCUGCUGCGCCACACGAGCCGCACUCGGCUGCGGCAGCGAAAGAGGAGGCAGCCCGCUCGAUGCCGGGCAGCAACGAGGCGGCGGCGGCGGCAAGAGCGGGCGAUGCGCGACAAGAGCGAGAUGCAGCAGGGGCAGAUCCACCGAGCGCCUCUUCAAGCAGCAGCGUCUCCCCCUCUUCCUCGUCCGGCUCCACUCCUGCUCCUUCCUCCGGCGCCUCCAAGCCGUCAACCAUCUCCCGCCUCAUGUCUUCGCCCGUCAUUUUCUCGCCGGUCCGCGCACCCAGACAUCCCAUCGUGCUCUGCCAUGGCCUGUAUGGCUUUGACGUCCGCGGCCCGUUCCUCGGCCUCGAGAUUCACUAUUGGGCCGCAGUGCUGGAUCUGCUGAGGAAGCGCAUUGGCGCAGACGUCGUCGUCAGGGGAGUGCCGGGGUGAGUAGGCAGAGGAGCGGAGACAGGGAGCGCAGAGACGAAGCUCAGGCGGGCGUUGGCAAUGUAGCGAGCGUCUUGGUGGACCGGCGAGCUGGGCCUGAGGGGGGCUGGCGCCGCAUCGCGGAAUGGGCAGCGAUGGGCAGUGCCUCUGCUUGGCGGCACAAAGCAGCGGCGAUGGCUCUAAGAGUGCUUUGCGCACCAUCUGCCCUUUCUGUUGCUCAUGCUUCCCUGCCCGUGUCUUGAUCAGCACCGGCUCCAUCUCCGAGCGAGCAGCAGCCCUGCAUUCCUUCCUCUCCUCUCCCGAUGCCGGCGUGCUCGGCAAGCAGCUCAACUUCAUCGGCCACUCCAUGGGCGGUCUCGACGCACGGCA